Molecule: messenger RNA, 1996 nt
Organism: Oxyura jamaicensis (ruddy duck)
Lineage: Eukaryota; Metazoa; Chordata; Aves; Anseriformes; Anatidae
Gene: UTP4
Product: UTP4 small subunit processome component
Exons: 15
Coding region: 1-1971 (656 amino acids)
Biological process (GO): maturation of SSU-rRNA from tricistronic rRNA transcript (SSU-rRNA, 5.8S rRNA, LSU-rRNA)
Cellular component (GO): small-subunit processome; 90S preribosome; t-UTP complex
Molecular function (GO): protein binding; RNA binding
Source: RefSeq, a predicted model, not a curated record
AUGGUGGUGGUGCCGCGUCCUGGCGCUGUCCAGGUGGAAGGGGCACAGCCGCGCCUGCCGGGGCACGCCGGGCGCUGCACGGGGCUAGUCCUGGGUGCCGGCGGGGCUCCGGCGGGUGCUGACCGUGGCUCUGCCCUCCGCUCUCCCCAGGUGCUGCGGGACGUGCUGCGGGACCUGUACCGCCUGCUGAAGCACGUGGUGGCGGCCGAGCCCGACGGCGCGACCGUGCUGCACGCCCAGCUGGCGCUGGAGGAGCUGGGCCAGGCGGUGCGGGGCGGCCUCUUCCCCCCGCAGGUGCUGGAGAAGAAGAUCGUGUUUGAGAAGAACCUGGACCGGCAGAAAGGGCGCGUGCUGUGCCUCUCCUGGCACCCCUCGGGGACACACAUCGUGGCCGGCUCCAUCGACUUCAUCCGCGUGCUUGAUGUCCGCUCAGGCCGGACGGUGCAGAGGAUCAUGGUGAACUACCACGUGCCCAAGCCCAAGAAGCGCGAGUGCGUGGUGUGGGGCAUCGCCUUCCUGUCCGACGGCACCGUCGUGAGCUCGGACUCGUUCGGGAGGGUGCAGUUCUGGGACUGGGAGCGGGGGACGCUGCUGGAGUCCCACACCGUCAGCACCUCGGCCGUCCUCUCGCUGGCUGUGUCAGAGAAGGAGGACAGCAUCGUGGUGGGCACCUCGACGGGGGCCACCUACCAGUUCCAGCUGCUGCCGGUGAAGGCGGGCAGCCAGGAGAAGCGCUGGGUGCGGACGAAGCCGUUCCAGUACCACACGCACGACGUGCGAGCCGUGGCACACAGCCCGACAGCUCUCAUCUCCGGAGGCCUGGACGCCCAGCUGGUGAUCCGCCCGCUCAUGGAGAAGAUGCAGAGGAAGGGCUACGAGGCGGUGCUGCGCAAGUUCACCUUCCCCCACCGCCGCCUCGUCUCCUGCGCCAGGAAAGCCCGGCUCCUCCUCUUCCAGUUCUCCCAGCACCUGGAGCUCUGGAGGCUCGGCUCCACCAAUGAAACCGGAAAGGACGGCGAGGUCCUUCCCGUCUGCCGCAUGCCCGAGCACCUCCUGCAGCUCAAGAGCAAGGGUCCCGAGCACAUCUACUGCAGCUGCGUCUCGCCCUGCGGCAGCUGGGUCGCCUACUGCACGGCCUCCCGCUUCCACCUCUACCGCGUGCAGCACGAGGGCAACGGCGUCAGCGUCAAGAAGGUCCCCGGCGUGCCCAAGCUGCUGCUCCCGGCGUACCAGCUGCAGUGCGCCUCCGACUCGGGCCGGCUCUUUGUUGCCUCUGACCGAGGCUCCGUCCACGUCCUCCAGCUGCUGGAGCCGGGGGGCUGCAAACACCUGCACACGCUGCGCCCGCCCGCAGGCACGGCCGAGGCUGUUUACCUGCUGGCAUCGAGCGCGGAUGGGAACUGGCUGGCGGCGGUCAGCGGGGACUGGGAAAUCCACAUCUACAGCCUGAAACACUUCAAGCACCACUGCACGGUGCCCACGUACAGCUGUGCCGUGACAGCGCUCGCCAUCCACCCGGCCACCAACAACCUCGUCAUCGCCUACGCGGACCAGCAGCUCUUCGAGUUCAGCAUCCCCGAGAAGCAGUACACGGCCUGGAGCCGCACGGUGCAGAACGGCGGGCUGCACAAGGCCUGGCUGGAGAGGGACUCGCACAUCACCCACAUCGCCUUCAACCCCCAGAACCCCGCGCACAUCCUGCUGCACGACGUCUACAUGUUCUGCGUCCUCGACAAGUCCCUGCCCCUGCCCGACGCCAGCACCCCGCUGCUCAACCAGAGCAUCCUGAAGCAGCUCCCGGAGCCCGCCCGGAAGCGGCAGCUGCACGCCUUCAAGAUCUGCAAGAAGUUCCAGCCGCUGCUGUUCGCCGAGCUGCUGGAGGAGAACCGCCUGGUGCUGGUGGAGCGGCCCCUGGCCGAUCUCCGUGCCCAGCUCCCGCCGCCCGUGCAGCAGCAGCCAUUCGGCACCUAGCGCCGCACAAUAAAGCGCUGCCGCC